GUCAAACACCUAACAUUAUGCCAUUAAAUGAAAGGUAUUUUGUUGAGUUUAUUUAUAAUAGUCGUAAUACUUGGUUGAUCUUAUUUUGUGUGACAUGGAGUCCCGAAUGUUUAACAUUUAUGCCUGAAUUCGAGUUGACUGCAAAACAAUUAGAAAAUUCUCUCAAAUUUGGUACGGUGGACUGUGAUGAUGAAAAGAAUUUGGCAAAAAUUUACAAUGUUGUCAAUUAUCCCACCGUUUAUUUAUUUCCUGCGGAAUCUUUGGAAUCACUACUAUUUAAGGGCAACAAUACAGCCACCGAUUUAUUGGAUUUUAUAGCUAGUAAAACAACUACAGUUCUGUAUAACACAAAUUCUCAAAAUGGAUUUGAUGUUAUUAAUAUUACGGACUACAAUGUAAAAGAGAAUGUCUACAAUUCAAAUUUUCAUUGGAUGAUUCAAUUUUACAUUCCCGACUGUCACGACUGUGAAGAAUUACGGCCCCAUUGGACGAAAGCUGCUGCAGAAUUACAAGGAAAAGUAAAAUUCGGUCAAGUAAACCUAGCUGAGAAUCGUUACUUAAAAAAGAGAAUUUUGGAAAGAAAUUUCCCAUCCAUAAGAUAUUUUCCUCCGGAUGCGGACAUCAGAUUUCUUGGUGUGGAAUAUGAUGGUUCAUAUGAUUACAAAAGUAUAAUACAGUGGACGUCGAAUAUAAUGUUUAACAUAUCAAAUCCUGACAUUGUGGAAAUCACAAACGAAGGCAUUUUAAUUAAUACCUGCCACAACGUAGUACUAUGCAUAAUCACAAUUUUGCCUAAGAUUAAUCAAUGUCCAACCAUGUGUCGUAUAAAGUACCUUAAUAUUUUAAAAAAUGCCGCCAUAAAUUUAAAGUCCAAAUUUUGGGGGUAUCUAUGGAGUGUGGAAGGUGAUCAGAUCUAUUUAGAGCAAGCUUUGCAAGGACCCACAGCCCAUAAGUAUCCCAAAUUGUUUGCAGUAAAUUGGUUACUGCGAACUUGCGCCGAGUUUAAUGGAAAUUUUUCGGAAAAAACAAUCAUGGCUUUUUUGAUUAAAGUGUAUGGAGGUAAAGAGCCUGUUUAUGUACCAAAAGCCGAUUCUAUUCCGUAUAUUAGAAAUGUACAGCCGUGGAAUUGGAAAGACUCGGAUACGCCGGUGAUAGAACAUCCGGAUAAUCACGAUGAAAGCGAAUUUUAAUAUAUUUAAUAAUUUUAUAUAUUGUUUAGCGUUUUGUUAAAAAAUUAAUGAUGAUGUAAAUAAUGUUAAAUUAUUUACACAUAUGAUAGAGA
Molecule: messenger RNA, 1282 nt
Organism: Aethina tumida (small hive beetle)
Lineage: Eukaryota; Metazoa; Arthropoda; Insecta; Coleoptera; Nitidulidae
Product: protein disulfide-isomerase A6 homolog
Exons: 2
Coding region: 18-1190 (390 amino acids)
Biological process (GO): response to endoplasmic reticulum stress
Cellular component (GO): endoplasmic reticulum lumen
Molecular function (GO): protein-disulfide reductase activity; protein disulfide isomerase activity
Source: RefSeq, a predicted model, not a curated record